Molecule: messenger RNA, 766 nt
Organism: Jatropha curcas
Lineage: Eukaryota; Viridiplantae; Streptophyta; Magnoliopsida; Malpighiales; Euphorbiaceae
Product: zinc finger/BTB domain protein
Cellular component (GO): chloroplast envelope
Source: RefSeq, a predicted model, not a curated record
AUCCAAGCAACCAAACACACGUCAUAUCAUAUCUCCACCGCGACUCUUAUCUCUUCUCUCUCUCCGUAGACUUCACAGUUCUAAUUGGGCGGAGCAGCCGCAUAACAACCUAUAAUCGGCGACCGAAAUGGCAAAGGGAAAGAAGGAAUUGCUGUCUAAAGCACCAUGGAGAGGCGACGAAGACGACGAAGCCAACAAAUUCAAAGACGCCAAGCUCAAAGUUACCAAUCAACCUGGCUCUACUCCCGUCAUGCACGUCCCUGGCAAAAAGAACAAAAACCACCUCCCCGACGACGACGAUGACGAUGAUCUUCUCGAACUAGACCCUGAACUACGCUAUAGCUUCCAGCGCAAUUUUCAGUUUCUUCAAAGAGUGUUUAGUAUUGAUACAAUUGUGAAGCCUCUUCCACCUGCUAUGGCAUACAACGUUUCUCGCAAUUUGAGCUUCUUUACUCGAAUUUUCACUCAGUUCUUUGAUCCUGAAGGUAUUGCAAAUGCUGGGAAAUCACUUGGGUUAGGACAGGAAGAGAAAGCUCGUCGGGUCCGUUGAGAAUGAAUGAUUGAGCAUGCCUCUUCCUCAGUUAUUGUAAUUUUGACUCUAUUUGGAUCUUUGUUUUGCCAAUACUUUAUUCAGAAUGAUUUUUUUCUUCUAAAUUCAAGCUCAGAACUCAGUAAUUACAAUAUCCUGAAGGGAUUACUUAAAUGGGAUCUAUUUCAGGGGAAAUGACAAUACUUUAUAGAAAAGAAUGAAGAUUUCACCAGUGCA